Pundamilia nyererei is the source of this 2452-nucleotide messenger RNA. RefSeq names its product SprT-like N-terminal domain (gene sprtn). Lineage: Eukaryota; Metazoa; Chordata; Actinopteri; Cichliformes; Cichlidae. Gene Ontology annotation, cellular component: nucleus. Gene Ontology annotation, molecular function: polyubiquitin modification-dependent protein binding; single-stranded DNA binding; metalloendopeptidase activity. The record is from RefSeq and is a predicted model, not a curated record. The coding region runs from base 483 to 2348 and encodes 621 amino acids. Gene Ontology annotation, biological process: DNA repair. The transcript has 5 exons.
UGAAAGAAUGUUCCAUUUUAGAAAAAAAAUAUUAGUAGAUGCUACAGAACGCAUAUGCAGAUAGUUUGAUAUUUUAAACUUAUACAUCAAAACAACAAAGAAAAUAGCCAUAUUGAAAACAGGCUUUUACUUAAAACUUACUUAGUCGUUUAAAACUACUUAAUUGUUUUACUUUGAAACCUGUACCGGAAUUUAUUUUUUCCUAUUGUGACAGACUUGGCACACGGAUCUUCGCACUAGCUUUGGUCUGACGGUUAGUAAUAUGAAAAUGUCACUGAAAAUUUCAUGACAGAAGUUACAUGACAGAAAGUAUUUGGACGUAUUGGUAAUCUGUCAGACUACAUUUUGGGACGACGUAAUGCUACCGCCUGUUUGAGACCUGUACAAACUGCAUUAGCUAGUUGGCGCUGACAAGCUAACUAAAAACAAAUAACAUAACAACAAAUAUCAUCAAAACAACCACAAAACUUUUCUCUCUUGUCAUGGAUGAGGAUUUCCUGCUCGCUAUUCGGCUGCAGGAGCAGUUUGAUCAGGAAUACCAGGCUUUAUUAUCUUCAUCAAGUGGUACUGUAGAUGAUAGUUUCGGGCCGAGCAGUAAGAAACGGAGAGUGGAGGUAGCUGGAGGUGGUAGCGAUGUUGUUCCCUACUGGAAACCGAAUCCCCAGCUUGAGAGGCCAAUGUCCAUUGUGGACGAGUCCUGGGAGAUGCUUGACCCUAACCCCGACGUCAGGGCUAUGUUUCUGGAGUUCAAUGACAUGUUCUUCUGGGGUAAACUUAGCGGUGUGGAGGUGAAGUGGAGCUCGAGAAUGACGUUGUGUGCUGGAGUUUGUUCUUAUGAGGGUCGAGGUGGACUAUGUUCAAUCAGGCUGAGUGAGCCUCUGCUGAAGCUUAGACCCAGAAAAGACCUGGUAGAGACCCUUCUCCAUGAAAUGAUUCACGCGCUCCUGUUUGUGACACAAAAUAACCGGGACAGAGAUGGCCACGGACCUGAGUUCUGCAAACACAUGAACCGGAUCAACAAAGCCAGUGGGACCAAGAUCACUAUCUACCACAGCUUCCACGAUGAGGUUGAUGUGUACCGGCAGCACUGGUGGCGGUGUGAUGGGCCCUGCCAGAAGCGUAAACCCUACUUUGGCUACGUGAAGAGGGCCAUGAAUAGAGCUCCUUCUUCUCUGGACCCUUGGUGGGAGGAUCACCAGAGAACAUGUGGUGGCACAUACACCAAAAUCAAGGAGCCUGAAGGAUAUGGCAAAAAAUGCAAAAAAACCAGCAAGACCUCAGAGAAGAAGGCCACAGGAAGUGGCAAGCCUUCAAGUACGACUACAGGUUCUGGAUCACAGGAUAUAAGGAACAUCAUCCCAUUUCGUGGGAAAGGCUUCAUCCUUGGGGGGAAGUCUCAGGACUCAACGUCUUCCUUGCCAUCUUCCAGGCCACCACUUCCUGUUGUGAAAACACCAUUGUCCAACCCUGUCCCCUCCCCAAAGAAGUUCUUCACGCCAUCGUCCCCGACUAAAAGUGUCUCCUCUCCUGUUCACUCUAACAAGACCAAUGGGAUUUCCAACACUUUUACCUCAGUCAGACCAUCCACUUCCAUGGGGAAAAAGCCACCUGUAAAGAGGUCUGUCGGCAACGCGAGCCACUUUGUCAACAUAAACGGUUCACCAGUGAAAAUGCCAAAAUUCCAGAGCAGUAGUAGCAGCCAAGGAGGAGAUAAGAUCAAACAGAGUUCCAUUGACGACCUUUUUAAUAGCACAAGCCUCAGGAAGUCAGAGACCAAAAGAGACUCACUGAUAUCACCAAAGUCUUCCACAAAUGCUGCUUCUGCCUCCUCUAUAUUUCAAAAACAACAAAAUAAUCAUUUGACUUCCUCUCCCAGCACGCCCAGUCCCAGCCCUGACAUAACAAACCAUUCCAAGGUCUCAUCUGUAGUUACAACCGGAUCCCAGGGUAGCACUUCAAGACCUGUACAGUCCAAGUAUUUUACUAAUUCUGACAGUGACAGCACAUCAGCGGCUGUGGGUAGGAAUCAGACGCCAAGACAGAGGUCGUGGGAUGACCGCAGCAGCUCUGCCAGCAUCUUUGACUUCUUCCAGAAGACCUUAGGCAGCGAUUCAGCAACAUCGAAGGAAUCAAUUAAGGCAAAAUCACCAGAAGUGCUGCAGAGAACUACCAGUGCCACCACCACACCCUCCUCUUCUGCUUCUCUGCAGUCCUCAGCAGGACUGCACAGUGUUGCCUCCUCUUCUUCAUCCCCCUCCUCCUUUGCAGUGAUGGUCUGUUGUCCAGUGUGCCAAGCAAAGAUCCAGGAGUCAAAGAUCAAUGAGCAUCUUGAUUCCUGCCUCUCUUGAAUAAGGAGGUGAUAACUUUUAGAAAGUCAGAAUAAGUUUGAUGUUGCACUAAAACUUCUUAACUUUGGAUGUUCAAUAAAAUUUUAUCCUUGUUUGUUCAGUAA